This is a messenger RNA of Cydia amplana, 1685 nucleotides long. RefSeq names its product protein nessun dorma (gene nesd). Bases 86 to 1651 code for a protein of 521 amino acids. Gene Ontology annotation, biological process: spermatogenesis; male meiosis cytokinesis. The record is from RefSeq and is a predicted model, not a curated record. The transcript is spliced from 10 exons. NCBI's taxonomy places the organism in Eukaryota, Metazoa, Arthropoda, Insecta, Lepidoptera, Tortricidae.
AAAGGCGGGUUUUGGAAUAAUUAGAAUGAAUUAGUGAGCUAUCACAAUAAAAUAAUUUAAAACUAAUUUCCGCAGGCGUUAUAAUAUGUUAAUUAAGUCUCAAACUGAUUCUAAUUCCAAAAUGAUGUCCGUGUAUAAUUUCAAUCGGAGCGGCAGCGAGAUCCGGCAAGAGUUGGUGCGCGUGUUCAGUGCGGGCCGCGGGACCGCCCUCGAGCAGUGGAGUGCGCAGGCCGAACUUCUAGUGGAACCGGUUGGUUGGGAUGCUUUGUGGAAACUGUCGAAACAGUUUUGCAAGAGGUUUGAGGUCAGAUUUCCAUGCAUAGCAUAUGUGACAGUGUCAUCCGUGGACUUUGAAGCGCUGUCAGCAUCUGUGGAAGUACUUAGUGUGCAGCAUGAAGCGGUGUCACUUCCGGAGACAGUGGAGGAUGUGCCAUUAAUAGAGCUUUGGCCGACUACUCAGCAGCGGGAACAAUGCCUUAAUGAUGCUACUACGGCAGAAUUUAUUGAUUUGUUAAGAUUCUACUACACCAACAUCUGGAUGCCCUGGGACGACCAAGACGACAAAGUAGUCCUUCCCAACACAAUUGAAGACCGCAUGCAACUGUGGAUGGACACGUACGACGGCACCAUACCCAACUGUGUUGCUCGCACUAUAACUCUGCUACGGAGCAGUGCGGUUAACGCUUAUGAGAAACUGAAAGAGCUGGACUCGUCUAUUUGUGACAGGGGAUUAACUGAUGAAGAUGAUUCCCUCCUGCCCCCAUCAUACAUAUCCCUAUAUGCGGAGAUGAGCGCCCGCCUGGACGGGCUCAUGUCAAAAUGGACGCUGUAUGAGAACCCGCUGAUCCGGGAACAGUACCUAGCCAAAGCAACGAGCAAGUGGCAGAAACACAAGGCACAAAAGAAUGUGGUAGCUCUCUGGCAAGGCGGCUCAAUCUCUGAAUUCGAGGAGAUAUCCAAAUUCCUCCGCUCCCGGGUCUCUAAGGAUCAGAUCCUCAGCGUGCUGGUGUCUGCGGAGGAAGCCCUGGCACUGGAGCCUGAAGACAUGGUCGUGUGCAGUCCCAACUAUGAGCUGCCUGAGAUGCCGCUGUCACAGAUUUCGCUGUGCAGUUUCAAAGGCGCCACACUCAAAGCGGCGGAGAUGCGAACCUGCCUACUGCAGCUAAGCGAUGACUGCCGCCUGCGAGACCUAACCCUCAACUGCGCGCUCGUCAACACCGUCAUAGUCAUGCGCCCGGGCACGCUGCACGUCGCCAACUGCGCGCUAUCUGACGAUUCUGAUACUUGUCAGAGUGACUUCGCGCAAGGCGUUAUAGCGAUGUUCGGCUCAAAAAUACUCAUCGAGAACUGUACGUUCGACAACUUCUACUCGGGAAUAGUCGUUCACAAAGGCGCCCAGGUGGAGUUAAGAGGCUGCAGCAUCAGAAAAUGUGGUGUCGGCAUCCAGAUCUACUCCGGGUCCUCGGUGCUGCUCAACGACACCAGCAUCUCUGGAUGCUCAGAGCACAGUGUGCGCUGUGAACUAGACAAAACAGCUGGCAAGGACCUCAGCAGUAUCAAGGAACUGGAAAUAAUGCCGAACUGCAGGAUUGGUUCCGGCGACAUCAAGAAGGAGGUUCUCAUGGUUUCGCAAGAUGCCAGCUUAUUAUAAACCUUAUGGAGUACAGAUAGGGUGUAUUUUCAAU